GAUUCCAGAGGCGCUGCUUCUCUGUUGAAGGAUACUAUCCCAGUUAUUGACUUUUCAGCUUCAGGAUCAUUUGAAGGUUAUGAUCUUCUACGUAGAGGUUUUACAAGUGUGAAAAGUGAAUUGCUGCCCAGCCACCCGCUGGAACUGAUAGAAAAAAAUUUCCAGUUAAAUCAAGAUAAAACGAACUUUGCCACGCUGAGAAAUAUUCAAGGACUUCAUGCACCUUUAAAGCUGCAGAUGGAAUUCAGAGCAGUGAAACAGGUCCAGCGCCUGCCAUUUCUUCACAGCUCAAACUUAGCACUGGAUACUCUGAGGGGAAAUGAUGGAUCCAUCAGUUUUGAGGAUAUCCUUAAUGAUCCUUCACAGAGUGAGGUUAUGGGAGAACCACACAUGAUGAUGGAGUAUAAGCUUGGUUUAUUGUAACAAAAUGAACUCGACAAAAAUGUUUUGUGUGUGUCUUUAUACUGCAGAUCUAAAUACAUGAUACCCUGAACACACUGACACUCACAGUGUUAAGUAGUCCUACAGUUAUUAUUUGCCUUCCUUGAUGAAAAGGCACAUUAAAUGUUUAAAGUCUACAAACUGUUCUGUGCUUGUUGUGACUUAUAUAAAUGUCCUGUAACUAGGUACUUUAAAUAAUAUGUUUUCAUACACUGCUCAGGACAAUAGCUUCUUAACUAUGGAAAUGCUAUAUAUGUAUACAAGAAAUCCAAAAUUACCCAUGCAUUUUAAAACUGAUUACUGUAGGUAAAUGCAUUUAACAGAUGUUCUUGCAGAAGAACUUUUUAAGGGGGAAAAGAAGGUGUUUUCCGUUGAGUAACUCUUUGUUCAUGACAAUUUCCAUACACUUUUUAAACUAUUGAAUAAAAAUUUGCUAUAAGUGCUUUUGCGUUCCAAAAUAUA
Molecule: messenger RNA, 903 nt
Organism: Nestor notabilis (Kea)
Lineage: Eukaryota; Metazoa; Chordata; Aves; Psittaciformes; Psittacidae
Gene: POMP
Product: proteasome maturation protein
Exons: 5
Biological process (GO): proteasome assembly
Cellular component (GO): nucleus; cytoplasm
Source: RefSeq, a predicted model, not a curated record